Molecule: messenger RNA, 2867 nt
Organism: Pocillopora verrucosa
Lineage: Eukaryota; Metazoa; Cnidaria; Anthozoa; Scleractinia; Pocilloporidae
Source: RefSeq, a predicted model, not a curated record
AUCUUUCCCAACAUGGCGGACACGUCGACUUUGUUCCAAGGUAUAUUUCGACUAUAAAUUUUUAUUCUUUGAAAUUGCAAGGAAUGAAAAGGGACUAAAUUUAAUAUUCUCCCAGGGAUGUCCCUCUCACUCAAACACGUUUGCCUUGGUGUUCUUGUACUCCAGACUUCAUCUUUAGUUCUAACGAUGAGAUACUCGAGAACGCUUCAUCAAGAGGGCGAUCCCAUGUAUAUUGCUUCUACUGCCGUAGUGUUCGCUGAAAUUUUUAAAGUGUGUGCGUGUGUAGCGGUUAUUUUUCAUCAGUCAAAGUUCCGAUGGUCCGUUUUUCUUGGACAGUUACGGGAGGAGAUUUAUGACAAGCCAUGGGAGACCCUCAAGUUGGCGGUACCCUCAGGGUUGUACACGAUUCAAAAUAAUCUUCUGUUUGUUGCUCUGUCUAAUUUGGAUGCUGCCACGUAUCAGGUUACAUACCAACUGAAGAUUUUAACUACAGCUUUAUUCUCUGUGUGCAUGCUUCACAAAAAGUUAGGUGUUUUAAAAUGGAUUUCCCUUCUCCUCCUUAUGCUUGGAGUUACUUUAGUUCAGUGGCAUCCAGAUAAAGGUGAAGAAUCCCCCGCAAAGGAUACUUCAGUAUCAGGAAAAUUUAUAGGACUUAUAGCUGUUCUCACAGCCUGCUGUUCCAGUGGAUUUGCUGGGGUCUAUUUUGAAAAGAUUUUAAAAGGAACUAAAGCAUCUAUAUGGAUGAGAAAUAUUCAGUUAGGAACUUUUGGUGUGAUAUUUGGUCUGAUAGCAGUGUAUGGAAAUGAUGGACAAGCUGUAGCAGAUCAAGGUUUUCUUCAAGGUUAUAACAUGAUCACAUGGAUAGUUAUUUCACUUCAGGCAUUUGGUGGAUUAGUAGUUGCUGCGGUUGUGAAGUACGCCGACAAUAUAUUGAAGGGGUUUGCCACGUCCGUGUCAAUAGUUGUGUCGUCACUGGUGUCGUUCCAUUUCCUUAAUGACUUCAAGCCAACAAACUUUUUCUUUUUGGGUACCUGUGGAGUUUUAACAGCCACGUUUUUGUACGGUUUGCCUGAGAAGAAAUCACCUCAGCUGACACCUGCAAAACCCGUGUAGUGCCCGAUGGAUGUUAUUACAAAGGGUCGGUUAUUGUAUCAGCUGAUGGGCGAUGUAAGGUCGGUUUACUGUGAGCCGAUUGUCGACCGGUGGUUGACAAUCACCCGACCAAUAGACGGCCAAUGUCUUGAUGUCCUGGUAGGCUAGACCAUCAGUCAAGUGGGGGUGAACUAUGAGGCUGUUAUCAACUGACUUUUGAUCACUACCGACCAAUAAAUCGAUCUUUCUUGGGUCCAAAAUAUCGACCGAGGCUGAAUAGAACACGUGUCUUUUAGAGAGGAGAAGCUUACGUAGAAUUCUCGCUAAUUUCUUAUUGAAGUCGCAUGAAGGCGACCUGGAAAUUUCCAUAAUCCAAGUUUCUCUCAGAUUGAAGAUGUUCUUUUGUUUUUAAUGCUUUGUUUACUUGUUUGUUUUUUCUAACUAUAAUUUCAAUAGCUAUUUGAAACAUUCUAAGCUCGAACUCCUAAUAGUUGCUCGUGGUCAAAAUAGGGAACCCAAGAUCAUUGGUAUGUUAAUAAAGUAGAAUUUCGGUUAACUGAUGGUAAAAUCCACGCAGGCUGUUGGGAAAAUAGGAGAAAAGCUUUUAAACUAAGAGCCGGGGGCGGUAAACCGAAAGAAAGUGCGGUCUAUUGCCUUUUUAAAAUACAAUUCGGUAUUUUGGGGGUUUAUGGGUACAAUAAACGAUAAGUUUUUGACCAAUCAGAACGCCCUUCGUAUUUCAGCUAUUUUAUAAUAUUGUGAUAAAAUUUCCAAUCAUGGAAGAGAGGAAAUGUUUUGACUUAGUACAACUUCAGAUCAGCAAAUUUUGGUUCCCACGCACUCUUAGCUCUUUUAUCGAUGAGAUGUUUUAUUUAUUUAAUGUUACAUAUCUUACAUACUCACGGUGCGUUGUGAGAAGGUCACAGUGAAUACACUUUAUAAGUAAAGAAAAGUAACUCUAACGAAGUAAUUAUGAUGCGUUGUGGGCAUGUUGAUCGAGGGGCCUGGCUUUGAACCUGUACCCGUCGGGGACUGGGCGGAAGGAUAGUAGAUCGAUAAACUACGGGAUAUAUUUAAUAGAUUUAUGUUUAUUAUUACGAGAGCAAGGUAACAAUAAUUUUCUAAAUAAAAAACAACUUUUAUCUAUUUACCAAACAUGUUUCGACACCCUUAUGUCUUCUCAAGUUGCAAACGUGUUCUAUACAGUUUGAAUAUUUCUUUGUAAUCACGUCUUAUAUUAACUUUGUAAAAUAACAUUCUAAAAUUGCGUUGCAAAAUGACCACAAUUUGAGAAGGUAAAAUACACUGAAAAAGAGAAUAGCAAAAGUUUCUUAAGUGAGAACAGAAGAUUAAAAUUACCAUAAGCAACUUUUCAUCUAGUGUAUUUUAACACUUCAAAUUGUUAACGUAAUUUUGUAACGUAAUUUGUGACUGUAAAAGUUAUACUAUACAACGAACAUGGGCGCCUGAAGAUGGUCUAGAAUGUCGAAACAUGUUUUUAAUUAGGAGACUUUGAUUCAAACAAUCGGUUCAGCGCUGCCUUCCGAACAAGUUAUUGCCUUGAAAGGCUAUGCGCUGAUUUGGAGGGGCUUUGGAAAACGUUGAGUUUGAAUAAAGCUAUUUGAUUAGUGAUAAAGAGGGAAAAAGAGAAUGUGAAAAUAUAUUUAUUGUGUUCUUUAGCCAUAUUAACUUGCCGAGGUAAGGGAUGGUGUUAUAUUAAAACAGACUGUAGUCGGAAAUUUGAAAGCAGAGGAAUAAAUGGAGUCAAAAAUUGU